Aphis gossypii (cotton aphid) is the source of this 940-nucleotide messenger RNA. Its product is annotated as COMM domain-containing protein 3. The record is from RefSeq and is a predicted model, not a curated record. Lineage: Eukaryota; Metazoa; Arthropoda; Insecta; Hemiptera; Aphididae. The transcript has 4 exons. Gene Ontology annotation, biological process: sodium ion transport. Bases 219 to 818 code for a protein of 199 amino acids.
AUAAGACAUGCAAAAUUGCAAUUUAAAAUAUAAUCAUUAUUUUAAUUUAAUAAUGGUUAUUUCAAAUAAUAAAUCAUUCUUUCAUUGAUUACUCAUAAUAUUUAGUAAUAAAUUCUUAAUAAAGUACUGUAUAAAGCAGGGUCCUAAAUAGUAUACAACAUUCUAUGAUCAUAGAUAUUGACAUGAUCUAAAAUUCUAAGGUACUGUUUAUAGUCAAAAUGAAUAUAUCAACUGAAAUCGAACUGGGACUGAAAAGGUUGUGCAACCCAGCACUGAUAAAUGACCAAUGUUUUCAAAUGUUACUACAAAAGGCUGAAAAGGUACUGGGAACAUUGUUGAGUGAGACUUCAGAACAGACAUUAAAUGAUGAGUCUACCAUAAAUAUAACAUCUAAACAAGAUAUUGCUAAAGAAGCUUAUGCUUCAUUAGUAGCUCUACUUACAAUUGCUAAUAGACAUUGCUUAGAUGGAAAAUCAUUAAACCAAAACUUACAAACAUUAGUUUUGGCUAACACCGAUCGUUUACCAGAGAUUAUUAAAACCUAUGAAUCUGUUAGACCACGUCUAACAGAAGUUUCCAAGAUUACCACUACAUCUUUGGCUAAUGUGGUCGAUGUUGAAUGCCGCCUCGAUUACUGUGUACAAUCUAGUGUUUUUGAUGACGUAUCUGAAUUCUUAUACAAAGUACGGCUGAAGACAAUUGACAAUGGUACAAUAAAAUACAUUGAUUUUGUCUGCAAUACACAGGAACUUCAAGAAUUAGUGUUUAAGUUAAAGGACGCAGUUCGACAUUUAGAAAAAAUUGCUUCGGCCAGUUAAGAUUAACAAAAUAUUGUAUCAUAUUUAAUCAAUAGUCUAUACUAUGUAUUUAAUCAUUCCUAAUUAUUCUUAUUACAUAAUAUAUUCUAUUACAGUCUUAAUAUAUUAUAUGUUUAUAUAUA